UGUCAUCGGGUGUUUGUUUUGAUCUAGAUUUUCUUUUAAUUUCGUGUUUUUAUUUUCUUUACUCUUCAGAAUGUUGGGAAAUCUCAAAGAAUUCCUUUCAGUGGUUCAAGACGGCCUUACAUCUAACAAUAACUUACGUCAGACCUUGCAAGAAGUUCAAAAAGUCAAAAACAUUUUUAGGGACAAGCAAAAGGUAACUAGCGAAAGUAAAGUGAACUAUGGAGCUGGUGCAAAACUGUUAGAAAAGUAUCAAGAAGAUUGGGCCGAGUUACAUGAAAAUGCGGAUAAAAAUUCAAAAGCAGCUGAAGAAGUCGACAAACUAAUACUCGAACUGCAUGAAACUACAAAAGCUCGAUUGCAAAGUGCGACAGAGCUAGCUCAAAAUUUGUCCCAAUUACCGAAUUUAACGGCCUCCGUGGCGCAGUGUAUGAACAGUUUGAAGAAUGUACAAACUUUAUUAACUGAAGUUGAGAACCAACUAGUUGAAUUCGAAGAUAUUGUGGAGAGAAGCAACAUGGAAAAAUGGAAACUUGAUCAUCAUUACCAACUUGCAUUGUACAAGGAAAAGAAAAUGGCUGGGUUAGAAGAAAUACGUAACCAACUUGCAAAACAGAAUUUAGAGAAAAACUAUGAAAUGGAAAAGAGGCAGCUUGCGGAGUUACAGGCAAAGAGAGAUAGAAGUGCUAUAGCAUUUCAGAGUGAUAUGGCCAAGUACCUGGCUAGUGGGAAUGUACCAGUAGCUCCAUCAUCGCCACCAAAAGUUACACUAGAACAAAUACAACUAGACGAUGACCGGAGCGACUUGGAGAAAUUUUUAGAAAGUUGAUUUAUGAAAUAACAAGAGACUUGUACAUCGGUGAUAAAAACAGAGCUUUUAUUAUAAGGUUGAUGUUAUAUAAUUGUAUUUUAAAAUAUAUUAAAUAUUGUUUACUGUUUUA
Melitaea cinxia (Glanville fritillary) is the source of this 938-nucleotide messenger RNA. It is a transcript of the gene Dysb, whose product is annotated as dysbindin. Lineage: Eukaryota; Metazoa; Arthropoda; Insecta; Lepidoptera; Nymphalidae. Gene Ontology annotation, biological process: negative regulation of protein kinase activity. Gene Ontology annotation, cellular component: cytoplasm. The transcript has 3 exons. Bases 71 to 826 code for a protein of 251 amino acids. The record is from RefSeq and is a predicted model, not a curated record.